Messenger RNA from Ostrinia furnacalis (Asian corn borer), 2594 nucleotides. It is a transcript of the gene Dgk, whose product is annotated as diacyl glycerol kinase 1. The coding region runs from base 1 to 2517 and encodes 838 amino acids. Gene Ontology annotation, cellular component: plasma membrane. The record is from RefSeq and is a predicted model, not a curated record. Gene Ontology annotation, biological process: phospholipase C-activating G protein-coupled receptor signaling pathway. The transcript is spliced from 22 exons. Gene Ontology annotation, molecular function: calcium ion binding; ATP-dependent diacylglycerol kinase activity. Lineage: Eukaryota; Metazoa; Arthropoda; Insecta; Lepidoptera; Crambidae.
AUGCAGUUGUUCAGCACGGACAUCGACUAUGAAGGCUUCCGGUGGUUUCUGGACACCUUCCUCGAGGUGUCCACUCCUGAUGAGCUCACCAGACACCUAUUCCUUUCGUUCGUGCGCCGCGACCGGCGCCCGGCGCUGCGUGAGAUGGCGGCGGCGAGCUCGGCCGCCGCGUGCGCCGCUGUCACGGCCCAUGCUGACCAUCAGGGCAAGCUGAGCCUGGCCUCCAAGAUCCACGGCCUGGCGGAGAGGCUGCAGCAGCUGGGCAAGAGCUCUGGGGAUUCCGUCGAUGGCAGCGACAAAGGAUCUAGGAGUAGAACUGGCAGCGUCCACCCGAUGUUCACCGUGACCACCCACCCUUCGUACUCCUCGCACGAGCUGUGCCUGGAGCGGCGCCACGAGACCAGUCCCAGCCACAGCCAGAUGUCCAGGAACUCCAGUCGGAAGAGCAGCAACUCGCUGCGCGUCAAUCAGUCCACCAAGAUCGAAGACUUCAAGCACCUCAUGCGUCGUCCGUCCACUAUAGAAGUCCACACCGCGCGGGUAUCCCUUAAGGAUAUCGUCUGCUACCUGUCCUUGCUGGAAGCUGGCAGGCCUGAAGACAAACUGGAAUUCAUGUUCCGUCUGUAUGACACCGACGGGAACGGAGUCUUGGACACCAACGAAAUGGACUGCAUCGUCAACCAGAUGAUGACCGUCGCCGAGUACCUGGGCUGGGAGACUUCGGAAUUGAGGCCUAUUCUGCAAGACAUGAUGGUGGAGAUUGAUUACGAUGCUGAUGGCACCGUCUCACUGGAUGAAUGGAAAAGAGGAGGAAUGACCACAAUCCCACUGCUGGUCCUAUUGGGCUUGGAUACGAAUGUGAAAGAGGACGGGGAACAUGCGUGGCGAUUGAAGCAUUUCAGCCGGCCGGCGUACUGCAAUCUGUGUCUUAACAUGCUGGUCGGGCUCGGCAAGAAAGGACUCUGUUGUAUAUUCUGCAAGUUCACAGUGCACGAGCGCUGCGUGCAACGCGCGCCGGCGUCGUGCAUCGCGACAUAUUCCAAGUCGAAGCGCGCGUCUGCUGCGCUAGCGCAUCAUUGGGUCGAAGGUAACUGCCACGGAAAAUGCGCGCGGUGUCGAAAAAAGAUAAAAGGGUACAACGGCAUCACAGGCCUACACUGUCGGUGGUGUCACAUCACUCUGCACAACCGCUGCGUGGGUUCAGCGGGCGGCACGUGCCAGCUAGGGCGGCACGCGCGCCACAUCCUGCCGCCCACCGCCAUCCGCCCACUAGUGUUGGACCGCCAGCGAUCGCUACCGCAUCACGCGCCGCACACGCAGAAAUCAAUCCCCACCUCAAUAUCGCUGCCUAUCUCCAUCUCAGCACCUCCAGAAGAGAAGAAAGAAGAGAAAAAAGAACACCGAGCCCCGCCCAUUUCGUUCCAAAUCACGCCGCCAGAUGGCAGCUGUCCUUUACUGGUUUUCAUCAACCCCAAGUCAGGGGGACGGCAAGGGUCCAGGGUACUAAGGAAGCUGCAGUACAUUCUGAACCCUAGGCAGGUCCAUGACAUCGCUAAAGGAGGCCCUAUGCAGGGUCUCCAGAUGUUCAAAGACGUGAAAAGCUACCGCGUUAUUUGCUGCGGUGGUGAUGGCACCGUCGGUUGGGUGCUAGAGACUAUGGAUAAGGUUCAGAUGGAAACGCAGCCUGCAGUGGGGGUGAUCCCCUUAGGUACGGGGAACGAUUUGGCGCGAUGUCUGCGGUGGGGUGGGGGGUAUGAAGGAGAGUCGAUCCACAAGAUAUUAGACAAGAUCGCUCACGCAAGCACCGUCAUGAUGGACCGAUGGCAGAUUGACGUGGAAAAUACUGCGAUGGAGUGCGAUCUACCACAGCUGCCACAGUCCGUCUCUCACCCGACCACGGUUCCGUACAACAUUAUUAAUAACUACUUUUCUAUAGGAGUGGACGCGGCAAUAUGCGUGAAGUUCCACACCGAGCGGGAACGGAAUCCGGACAAGUUCAGCUCCCGCAUGAAGAACAAGCUGUGGUACUUCGAGUAUGCUACGUCAGAGCAGUUUGCUGCUAGCUGCAAGAACUUGCACGAGCACAUUGAUAUUGAGUGUGACGGCUCAUCGCUGGAACUCAACAAAGGGCCGGCUCUGCAAGGGGUGGCACUUCUGAAUAUACCAUACGCGCACGGGGGGUCCAAUCUAUGGGGGGCCAGCGGGGCCCAUCGGCGGGGGCGCUUCCCUAACGCACAGCAAGAUAUUGGGGACAAGCUGAUCGAAGUCAUAGGUCUAGAGAACUGUCUACACAUGGGACAAGUGCGGACAGGUCUACGUGCAUCGGGUCGGCGACUGGCCCAGUGUAGUUCUAUCACCAUCACUACCAAGAGGACAUUCCCCAUGCAAAUCGACGGGGAGCCGUGGAUGCAGCCGCCGAGCAAGAUAACGAUAACCCACAAAAACCAAGUACCAAUGCUGAUGGGACCAGCCCCAGAGAAAGGCAGGGGAUUUUUCAAGCUCUUCACACACUGCUAACCGUCUCUUUUACACCGCGAAAAUUUACAAAAUACUCUGAGAUUUUUAUCUACCCUCGGAUACAAAUUAUACUAAUA